ACUGGCCAUGCAUGACACACACAUACGCUCAGUCUCAGUCCUGGCCUGUAGAGUUCAGUCUGUCUCUGAGCCAACACACUCCGGAUACUGCUCAUCGGUCCAGAUCUCGAUGUCGAGGGCACACCUGAAGAACCCCACCCAUAUCGGCUCGCCACAGCCAAAUCCGUCAUGAUCUGCACACACAAGGCACACACACAUGCAGGCAGACAGACAAAGGUCCUCAGUGACAGACGCUGGCCGCAAUGUGAGAUCGGGUUAAGUGGUCGCCGCUCACCCUUCUUGACCUCUGCCAGCAAAGCGAUGCAGAACUGGCCGAAUGUGCGACCAUCUGUGCAGUGGCGCUUGUGGAUUUGAUCGAGCAGUCGGGCUUUGUCUUAAACUGGGCGAGAACCGCGCCUGGCACGGAUCUCGCCAAGCAGCUCAAUCUUCUUCUCCAUUGUCCAGCCCUUAUUUGCGUGCAUCUUAUCGACACUAUACCCUGACACACACACACACACACACAGCCAGACAGCCAGACAGCCAGACAGCCAGACAGCCAGACAUCCAAACAGGUGACGCAUGAUAUGGCCCUAAGGCUUCCUUUCCUUUGGCUGACUGACCUCAGUUCCAGAGCGCCAUGUCUAUGAACAGUGUGAAGACACUGUCGAAGUUGGCGCGCCCACGGUCCCGCAGAUUCCCCCAAUACUCGGCUUCCAGCACUCUGUCCUUCUCGAACACGUAUUCAUCGGCCAACCGCUGCGAGAAGGCCGAAUCGUGAACAAGAUCCCGAAUCGCUGCGCGCCGUGCCACCAUGGCCGCGUGUCGGAGGUGCGAGGUAGCUGCAUGCGGGUGGAGCACGAAGCAGGCCAACGCACGGAUCAGCAAAGCGAUGCAGAGGGGGAACAGCAUAGGUUUCUCCACUGGCGGCCUACACGCUGCCAUCUCUGCAUUGCUUGGGAGACCCAGAUCCACGUGAGUUGGUUCGUCGAGAGAUGAUUCAAGAGAUGGCUGGCUAUGGAUCCAUCGAACUGCAGACACACACCGGGCACAGUGCACACAAUGAGGGAGGCUGGGGAGGCUCUGAUCGCUCUCUUCCGCAGCGGCGGUUUCAGCGAGCACCCUAGGCGGCCUGGCGGCCAAGUCCCCUGUCAGUCUGUCCAACAUGAAAACACGCACCCUAACAUGCAACCCGGACACGCAACACGCAGCACGCAGAGGGCAGAUGCAGCAAACAGGAGGAUAUGCA
Molecule: messenger RNA, 1225 nt
Organism: Vitrella brassicaformis
Lineage: Eukaryota; Vitrellaceae
Source: the annotation of a GenBank genome assembly